AUGCAAAGACUGGAGCAAUACUACUUGGAUUAUAUCGCAGUAGUAACUCCAUCGGAAUUGCCCACAUUAGAACGACUGAUGACAACAAAUUCGACACUCCAUUUACAGCCUGUCAUCAUCGAUCAGUUUUUUAAAGUCUUUGAACAAGGCGAUUUACUCCGCCAACCAUUUGCGAGUGUUGUCUUUCAAGCGAUGUGUAUUGUAGUCGACGAGUUCUUCCAGACAACAAAACAUCGAUUUGAACGGGAAUCCUUUUGUGUGGUGUUUUGGAAGUACUACGCCGAAUUAAUGAACAACAACAUUGUAGUCGACACCGACGACAGUGAAGAGUCAAUUGAUACAAAUAACACUAUGGUACUCCAAUACAUGUAUAACUUGGCUAUGGUUCUUUGCCCAGCAGUGACCCUUCCAAUCACCUCAGACUUCUUUGUGAUGAAUUUCAAAGAGAGUGAGAUAUCACUGAAACUCUUACCGAUCCUCAGAGCAGUCACAAAAAGUCUCCAAACAAAAAUGGUGUUAAAAGUUGCGUUAAGUGGCAACAUGAAAAACGUCAUUGAGAACACUGUAAGGACUUUAGCAGAUACCAAACCAAGUUUGGGGUGUUACAGAGUGCUUGAGGAAUACAUCAAGACUGUCUUCAGUGUCUGUAACCUUGCACCUAAAGUCAUCAACGUCUUUUCAAACGCUCUGCUCUUCGAGGCAAUCACCACUUUUUUAAUGAAGAAAGUGGUCGAGACAAAGGAAAUAGGUGAACUCACCAUUUCCAUCAUAAACACAUUGCAAGCUCUCUCGUUCAUAGGUGAUGGGAUUGUCGCAGAGGGUACAAAGGACGUCCAGAAAAUGUCGAACAACCCGAUCGUUAAGAACGUGAGUACCCCCUCAUGUUUGAUGAAGUUGCUUGAGAAUCAAAGAACAACACAACCGGCCUUAGAAGCACUCAAAGUCGUCUUAUUUAACAAUCCGUACAACUUCCUCUUUCUCCCAACAUACAUUGAAACGAUGUGUCUGAUGCUCCCAAACUUCGAUGAAAAGUGUGUAGCGAGUGUCUUAGAAAUGGUCGAAUAUUUGAUGUGUUCUGUGGAGUACGACACGAAGAGAGUCCUCAAUGUCUUACGCACUUUGGUCAACUCCACAAAUAUGAAAGAAAGUAGUGUGAUGGUUCCUCUCGUCGACUUCAUCUUGCGAGUCAUUGGAAGUCAUCGAGGAAAGUUACAAGAGGCUUUUGGGCUCUUUGUAGGUCCCAUGAUCGAUGUUAUCAUCUGCUCCAGUAAAUCUGCACAAAACACAAGUGAAUAUGUCGUCGAGCACAUGAGCAAGUGUAUAUGUGCGAUCAUCUCUGGAUGUCGAGAGAACACUUCUUUGUUUACAGAGGAAAGUAGUCGGAUUCGACUAGUCUCGAAUAUCUAUAUGAGUGUGGUUUGGCUGAGGAAGUACAUCACUGAUUUUUUAGUCGAAAUUCUACCUAUCAUCCCCGCAGAUCAAUGUGCACUGAUCACUUCAUUAUUCAUUGGAGACUUGUGGUGUGACAUCGACCCAUUAAGUCGAAUAGAGUCUGCUUCUCGAAUAGUCUCCGUCUCUCCCGUUGUACAAGAGACUUUUGGUGUCUGCGAAUGCUUUCAGAUACUCGGGAAAUACAUCCAUGAGUGGGGAUACGACAAAUCACUGCAAAAUGUUCGCGAGAAGACCAUCUCUGAACGUGUUAAAAUAGUGAUGUCAUGUGUGAAUAUGUACGUCGCAGCAUUAGAUGGGUCGGUCGCAAAUAGACAACGCCUUCAUGAAGAAGUGUCAGUUGGAUUGAUCGAUACCUUUCUCUCAUACUUUCCACUGAACCACGAAGACAGUUUAAAACUGGGGUCUUGCAUCAUCGCGUUGAUCUGUGAGAGAAGUGUCGAGACAUGCAAAGAUGUUUUUACUCGGGAAAUCAGUGUUCAAGCGGUCAACACGUAUUUACUCCCGACCGUCAUCAGAUACUCCAAAAGACUCGACGAGUCCGAGUGGAAAUUUUUGCUCAGAAACAUCUACAUAUUCAUGUCUUCUGUGUCUUCCCUCCACGAUGCGUUUAUAAUGGGCAUUGUAGACAUCCUUACCACAAGCUAUUCCUGUGAUUCUGAAGUUAUGGAUUUGGUCACUCUAAUAGGGAAAUACAGUAUAAAGCCGUCGACAUUGAAACGGAUAUUGAAGAAGCUUGGGAACAAAAGUGACCAAGACGAGAAGAUCUAUGAAAGUCUCCAAAUCAUAUCGACGGGAGAGAACGUCGGCGGUGUCACCAUUGACACUAAAGAGGGUCUUUCAUAUAUUAAGAAGUCGGUAUGGAUUGACGGCAAUGAGGUGAGCAUCAUUGGAUGGUUCAAAGUGAGUCUUGGCGAUUACAAGAUCCUUGCCAUCAAGCGCAAUUUGUUUGGUAAUUCAGUCGACAAAGAGACGGUAAUCGAGCUUAAGAUGAGAAAUGGGAAGCUUGAAGUGAAUUACGAGGGGCAGUGCGUGAUGUCGAAACGAGUCGAGUACGACACGUGGCACCAUCUUGGUGUUGUGAUGAAUGACUUUUUGACUCUAUACAUCGAUGGUACUUCCGAGCUGAGACGCACACGAAAUGUCAUUAUCUUAGAAGGCAACAGUGAAGUGAUAGUUGGGCAUGAAGGGUCACCAACACAUCGGUAUGUUUAUAGUGUUGGUGACAUUAUGAUAGUCAACGGUAACAUAGAAACAUUGAUUCCCGAAAUAGUGAAGAGGGGUAUAAAUUAUAGAGGAAGAUUCUGUAGUGAGAGUGAGAUAUAUAUAGACCCGACGAGUGUGGUGUAUUCACUGAAUGACAUCAUGUCUGAGUGUAGUCGAAGUGAUGUCACUAUAGAAGGCAUUGUCAAUCAAACUUCUCCAAUGCCAUUUUCUAUGAGUAUUAAUAUGCUUGGAGGGGUCGCUUUAUUACUGUAUUUGGUCGAGUACUCGAAGACACAGAAAGCACUUGAAAACAGUCUCAAAAUUCUGUUGAACACCAUUUUGACGUCGAAGGAAAUACAAGAGCAAAUCAUAAGUAAAAAGGUGAUCAGUGUGUUGGGGUGUGUUUUACUUGAAAAGCGAGAACUCCUCAAUGUCGUAAUUGUCGAUGAAUUUCUCGACUUUGUGACACACAAUAACACCAAAUUACGACUGGGGGAAAUAGCACAGUCGAUAGUUCAGUUCAUUUUACUUAACUUUGAUAUCUUGAAGGGGAACGUUGCUCUGUUAAUCCACAUCUUUUCUGUGGUAAAGAUCGAAAUCAAAAAGACGAGUUUGAAGCAGAAAAGUUGUUUUGUGAACUUAUUUAUUAAAGGAGGGAUUGUGGGUAAAUUAAUGGCACUCUUCAUCGAUGACAAAGUCGGCAACGAAGUCAUCGAAGAGUCAACUUGGCUGUUAGAAGAAAUUUUGGGCUUAGACGCUUCGUAUGAAAAACUGAACGACUUGGCUUCCUUUUUAAUGUACUUUUUGAGAGUCUUUGAUGAGUCGAAUAAAGUACUUGACUUUCUUCGACAGAGUGAUGAUGGGAGUAAAGGAGAAUGUUAUACAAAGCAUGAGGAGAGUCCAUUAGGAAAAGGUGAAGAAACAACAUUGAUAACUGGGGGUGUAGAAAUUAUGCAAAUCAACGACUAUGUCAGUGAAGAAAACACGAAGGAAAUUUUGAAGGACAACUUGACUCCUCAAAAGUCACCAACACAACUACAAGAGGAAAGUGCUCAAAAGAAAUUUACGACUCUAACAGCACCACAAAGCCCUAUUAACCCUCUUGAAUUAACAGAAGAAGACUUUAAGUCACCACAACUGUUGGAUUUGGAAAACACUUCUGUGUCGCCAGAAACAAGAAACUACUUGUUUUGUGUCCACCGAUGUUCUAAAGUCCUUUCCCUCUUAGACGCUAUUACUAUUUCCAAGGGAAACAUUCUGAACAUCACGUCAGACUUCUUGUGCAAAUUUCUGUCACUUCCAAGACUCCCUUUGCCUCUCUUCUCUGCUCUGUUACAUCUGACCGCAACACUCUCAUUCACAUCACAGAGCUUUUGUGCAGAGUUUUCUAAUAAGGCGGAUGUCCUCAAAAGACACUCCCGUAUCUUCUUGAAAAGGAAAGACGCGAUAGACUCUGUGCUGUCGUUGUUACUUCACAUCCCACCAGCGGGCAAAAACCAUAUCCAAAUAUCUGAUGAAGACCACCCAAUCCAUUUCUCAGUCACUUUAAAACACUUUUCAGUGUUAAUGUCAAUCAUUCAAGCUUCACUUGUCUCUGAAAUUAAACAAAGCGAAUAUGACAAUGUGAUAUACACCGUCUCUAUGUUGUCUAUAGUCUUACAUCAAUACCAGACGCUGCGAAGUGCAAUCUUAGACUCCGACGAGGCGGUAGAAAGUUUAUUGAAGUGUGUAGUACUUCCGAAUGGGGACUUUGUAGGCAAGAACGUCAUGAAACAAGAACAAAGAGACGUGCUCCGUGAUAUGAUUAAGACCAUUGGAUACUUCAUUUCAAUGUCGAUUAAAGAAGGUGGCGACUUCCGCAAAGUCUUUAUAGAUUCUGCGAAUAUCCAAAGUAGUGGCGACUUACUCCGGGAGCUCUUCACUGUCACGGCACUUAAGUUACAGUCGUUAGUUAACAAGUUAGGGAAGGAGAAAGUGUCUCUCUGUUACAUCGAGUACUGCACGUUCUUGAUGGAUGUGAUGCUCUGUGGCAAUUGGGGAGUCGACAUUUCUUUUGUCGAACGAAGUAUCACUAUAUUGAGUGGAGUCUAUGUCGAGCGCAAAGAGUAUCAAAGUAAAGACAAUGACUUAAUGUGGGUGCAAGUAAUGGAUCGCUUCAGAAUACUUCUGUUAAGUUCUACAGAAGACAAGAAUUUAGUGUCGGUCAUCCACCAUCUGCACAGUCAAAAUUACUUCAGCAAAAAGACUCAAAGUGAGACGUGCGUGUCGUCGAUCUUUGGAAUUUUGUUGAUGAAGUAUCGGGGGUGUCGGGAUAAAGCACUUCGAGAGACAUACAUUGUCAUCAUUAAAAUAGUUGUGAUGGAAUACACCGACAUUUUAAUGAAACUAUUACCGAGCGGAGAGUUGAGGAAAAGCUUCAAAAAGAUGUUACAACAAAGCACUGAGGAGAUCGACGAGUUCUUUAAUAAAUACGACCAAGACAUUCAAAGCGUUAUCGACACGUUUUGGAGGGAUCUGAGGAUGUUCCGCAUUCAACAAGAAGCUCGCAUGAAUGAAGUUCUGACUCGUGUGAAGCGUCGCAAUAAAGAGAAGAAGGAUCGAGACGAACGGCAAGAGAAUUUGGAGAAGAAGAGCGAAAUAGUUCGACGUCGAGAGAGAGCAAUUACUGUGUAUUUGAGCGAACAAAAAGACGAGAAAGCACAAGAGGAAAUUGACAAAGGCGAAAUUCAAAUGAGGAAAAGGACCAUCGAAAAGUUUGUUAAAAUGCCCGGCGGAGUCUUUGAAGAAGAAGUUAAGAGGUAUUGUGUCAGUGACAGGUUCAAUGCGAUGUUCAUGCGCAACGAAAUCGUGGUCGACUACAAUUACACGACAAAGUACACCACAAAAAGGACUGAUUUUGGUGAGGAAAUAACAAUUCAAGAACAAACACGAAUUGGAAGGGAUGACAAAAUUACUCUUCGUGGCGAAGACAUGUUUGAGAGUAAACGAAUUGAUGGCGUCGAUGAGAUACCAAGUGUCGUGUACAUCACAAACGACUUAAUAAAAGUGUUAGGAUUAGUGCCGAAAAAGGGGUGUGUUGAGGAAUACAAAUUGACGGACAUUUUAAUGAUCUUAAAGCGAAGAUAUUUGCUGGAGAACAAAGGCGUUGAAAUUGUGAUGAAGGAUGGGCGGUGUGUGUUACUAGCGUUUGAGAAGAACUAUGACAAAUUCCUCAAAAGUCUCUAUAAAGUUCAUUUGAUAUCUCUUGAGCAAUACAUUUCAGACCAAAUAUCGACUCGAGUCGUCAUCCAACACCAAAACACACAAAUUCUGCUGAAUGACAAUAAAGAAGAACAAACAGAAGCGAAAGACACACUUGAAGAUGAAAAGCAGCCACUCCAACAAGUCAAAAUAGUGAAGAUUAAAGAGAUGGAGACGACAGAUAUACAACAAAUGUGGAGAUGUGGAGUGAUAUCAAACUUUGAGUAUUUGAUGUACCUUAAUGUGAAGAGUGGAAGAAGUGGACUCGACGUUUCACAGUACCCCGUGUUCCCUUGGGUCAUUAAAGAUAACAAAAGCCAAUCCAUCGACUUAAGCUCAAAACAGAUAUACAGAGAUCUUGCAUAUCCCGUUGUCGCACAAGACGAAGAGCGCCGCAAGAAGUUGCAACACAAAUUUGCGGAGGUUGGGACGCAUUAUGGGAACCAUUACAGUUCUAUAGCAACGCCUUUAGUCUUUCUGUUUCGAGCUGAGCCAUACACGUACAUGCACAUGAAACUCUUCGAUGGGCAUUUUGACACGGAACGGCUGAUCGGCUCGAUUGGGAAUUUCUAUGACAAUCUCCAGACAACGCCGAUCGAGGCUAUACCGGAGUUCUACUACUUGCCACAAUUCACGAUGAACUUCAAUACCAUUGACUUUGGGAAAAAGAAAGAUAGAAGCACUUUAAAGAACAUGGAGCUUCCGGUGUGGUCUAAAAAUGACGCGAGAGAGUAUAUUCGAAUUAAUAUUAUGGCACUUGAGUCACCAUAUUGUAGCGAACAUCUGUGCGAAUGGAUAGACUUGAUCUUUGGUUCAAAGCAACGAGGAAAGGCUGCAGAGGAGUUCUGUAAUAUAUUUCCUCCAAGCACUUAUGAAGUGGAUUAUAGUAAAAUGGAUGAAAAAGAGGUCAAAGUAACUAAAGAGCGUGUGAAGAAUUUUGGCGUCUGUCCACUUCAGUUGUUCACUAAGAACCACCCGAAGCGCGACGUAGAGAGAAGUGUCUAUUACAGUGGGAUAUUUGGUAAAGAAGCGAUGUAUACAAUUGACGUUGAAAAGAAAGUCGGUUACAAUGUUGGGAACAUGCGGUUAGUUAAUUCAGAAGUCUUAACAAGUCGGUGGGACGAACUUGUGUUGAGUGAAUUUACUGCGCGAGUUUUGAAGGGUGGAGUACUUCGUCUUGAAGAGCAACAGAAGGUGAGAUAUUACGACGAACUGAGUAUAGGGAAUAUCGUGGUGAGCGACGCACGAAUAGUAGUAGUUGGAGGAGAAGGUGGUGAGUUAAGUGUAGUGAAAAGAGAGACAAAUGAGACGGGAAGAUUACUUGGACAUGACAGUGAUGUGAGUGUCUGUGUAAUAGGGCGAAUGAGUAAAAUAAUAGUGACUGGGGAUGUCAAUGGGAAUUGGUGUAUUUAUGAUAGUUGGACGUUGUUAUGUCUCCAUAAAGCACAAGAAGGGGAAGGAAUUGUUUCUAUAUCAAUAGACGACCAAAUAGGCGACUUUGUUAUUGCGACGCGGAACACUGUGAUUCAUUACGAUAUUAAUGGAGACCAAAUUGGAGAAUCAAUUUGUUUGAGUGGAGUAACGUCUGUAGUCAUCACACAAAGUCCCAUUUGGACGGAUGAUAUUUUCUGUGCUGUUGGUACAUCAAGUGGAGAAAUCUCACUGUGGAAAUUGGCAGUGUCUAAUGUUCGAAAGAAUAUACUCAUUGGGACUAUCCCCGUGUUUCCAGCACCUAUUAAACAAAUCAUUUUAGAAACAACGAACUCUGCGUUGCAUGUUGCGACAUAUAACAAUGUCAUUCUGUGUAUUCAUUGA
Molecule: messenger RNA, 7710 nt
Organism: Entamoeba invadens IP1
Lineage: Eukaryota; Evosea; Mastigamoebida; Endamoebidae
Exons: 2
Coding region: 1-7710 (2569 amino acids)
Molecular function (GO): protein binding
Source: RefSeq, a predicted model, not a curated record